GAUUUGAAAGUGCAAAUCCGUGCCUUCGAGGGUUUGGGCGAUUUAGAUGGGCGGCUAUCUACCGUUGUUCUCAACAGUAUCGUGCAACAGCUUCUAGACUCGAGAGACGAAAAAGCUGCAACACGUUUUAUGCUAGCAUUCGAUCUUCCUGGUGGACGUGGUCGAGAUCCCACGGGAUCUGGCAGUACCACCGAGCUCGCUGGCGAGCAACCCCCCGAUUCCUUGUCAACGCGCACCCCCAUAGACACCCCCGCUGUAAAGCCCAAUGCCGUUACUUUCUCGAUUCUAUUGCACUACAUGGCAAGAGAAGGCAAACUUUUUCGCAUGCUCAAACUCCUAGACCACAUGAAACGGGCUGGUGUCCAUCCAGAUCCCCACAUUCUAGCAGCGCUCAUUCGAGGAUAUCUGGCUGCAGGUCAUAGUCGCGAAGCCCUUAGCGUUGUUGCAGUGAUGCUGGAUAUGCGAUCUCCUGCUGCUGCUGGGACCUUCUGUAGCAUGAUGCAGGUGCAGCCGCUAACAACACUCCCGGUUGACGUCCAGGAUGUUCCCUUGACGGCGCAUAUAUUCAAUGCACUAAUGAGUGGAUUACUUGACGUCAUGGGUCUCAAAGCGAUGCGAGAUAUCUUGCGCACGAUGCGUGCCGUUGGGAUUAGUCCCGAUAGUCACACAGUAGAAAUUCUUAUGAAUUUCCUUGAACGAGCACAAGGAUCUAGUCCACGUCAAUUGAUACGCGUGCUUCGUUCAUUUUCAUCACCUUCGCUUCGACCCACCAUCCGACACAUCCACAUCAUCCUGCGGAGCAUCCUUCGUCGCGAGAAAUUCAUAUUUCACAGUUGCGGGUGGGACGCGACUGCCGCCAAGUUCUCUAAGAAGCGCAAGUACAACACCAAGUCUCCCGAGGGACCUAUUCUGGACACCACCGAGCACUAUCAUCCUACCGCCGGUCUCAAACUUCCUCGUCGUUCACGGUUGAAAUCCUGGUUCAGACCGAUCCUACAGUCUGUUUCCCGGCAGGCCAUUCAAAGCGAUCGUGCGACCAUUGCACUAAGGUUGAAACAUGAAGCGGUUGCUAGGUCUGACAUGGGGCCCUCUCAAACUGUUUUUCGAAACAUGUUGGAUCAAGGGCUUCACCCAACCAUCCACCAUUAUUCAACGCUCAUGGACGGGUAUGCGAAGAUGGGUGACAUCCGAGGCGCUAAACAGGUGCUUCGAGAUGCACUUGAGGCUGGCAUCCAGCCGAAUGCAAUAAUGUACACCAUUCUCGUCAACGGCUAUGGUCGCCGGGGAAAACCGGAGGAAGCUAUGCGGGCUUUCCGUGCAAUGAUUCGUGCUGGUAUUGUUCCCGAUGUACCCUCCAUCGACGCAGUUGCCCACGCAUAUUUUGCUGUGGGAGCAUAUUCAGUAGCAAGACGGGUGCUACGCGAAAUGUGGGCUCAAAUUCAGCCGUUUCCUCCCGAGCUGGAACACGCCACUCUCCGCACACUAGCCGUGACGUUUCGCUCCCAUAGUUUGAACCCGGAGCAUGGGAGACACAAAUUGUCCAAGCGUCAGCAACGGCUGCUGUACUGGAAGAUGAGAGCGAUCAAAACAGAGUGGAUGCGAUUUGAGCAGUGGACGGGGUCCCGCCCACUCUCCGGUGGGAUUGAUAGACAAGUUGGGUAUCCACAUAAAGAGGAAUAG
Molecule: messenger RNA, 1680 nt
Organism: Suillus clintonianus
Lineage: Eukaryota; Fungi; Basidiomycota; Agaricomycetes; Boletales; Suillaceae
Exons: 1
Molecular function (GO): protein binding
Source: RefSeq, a predicted model, not a curated record